AUGGCUGAUUGGGUUGAUGCAUUCGAUGAGCAGUGUCGAUCGGAAGGCCUUGAAGUGCCAGAAAAGGUGGUCUAAUUGUGUUUGUGUCGCUGUGUUCCGUCAUUGUUUGUCCGUCCGUGUUGUUUCGCGGGUCUUUUUCCCGCACUGUACAAUUGCUCUUUGCUUCUCCCACUCACAUAUAACUCAUGCCCUUUUUCCUGUGUCUGUGCUUGCAACCCGAGUGCAAUAAUUGUCAGAAAGCACCAUUUUUACAACAACUGAAUUUUCAGGUUGAAGAAGAACAAUCAAACGCGACAAUGGAACAAAAAGAAGAGAAAAAACGUGAGAAAAAAAGAUUGUCCAAACCAAAAUCGAGUCGUUUCAGUUAUGAAGUAUGGCGGGCGAUUUGGAUCAUCCGCGAUUUUGUUGCCGCCUCCGCCGCCGCCGCAGACUUCGUUUGGAGCCGUUUCCGGCAUAAGAGCCGGAGGUAAGUAUCCCCGCUUCAAUCAGUUACGCUUCCUUUCUCGAGUGUGAUGUGUCUUUCUUUUUCUCCUUUUGUUGCCUUUUCCCUAUCGCUUUUUUUAGGUUCGUUUGGCAGUCAAUGUAGUCCGGACGGCCGAGGAACUCCGUUGGGAUCAACUGAAGACACACUUGGAGGUAACAUCAUCUCUGUCGGGAUCCGCAGAGACAAACCCGCAUGCACGUUCACUCGAGGUGGUGGUUUUGGCUUUAACCGCAGCAUGAAACCUAGCACACCAACAUCGUUCAAGACUAACCACGAAGGCGGACGUUUUGGGACGUUGGCUCCUAAAGAUUUUGGAGGAACAAUUACUUCAAGCGCGCAUGAUGGCUCAGAAGAAGAAAGGACUGUCGGUGGACGCUUUGGAGCAUCUGCGAGCAUGGGGGACACCAUCGGAUCUCUGAAAACUACGUCAUCCACAACCAGUUCCCUUGGUGGUCCUUUCGACAGACUCAACGCCUCAAAAUCUUCAAGUACCGAUAUGGAAAGUACUCCGCUGUCUUCUGGGGACUCUUCUGUUGGAAUUAACAGAACUGCGUCAACUGUUGGAGGCAGUUUCGGAUCCGCAAAAUCUACAAUCGGAAGUGCAGUAGGCGCUUUCGGGGAAGGAUCUUCCGAUCAAAAAACAGUGACUUCUUCCAGUUUCCUAGUCAAUUCCCCGUUAUCCGGAGAUUCUGUGCCAUCGGUCGGUGGCUCAUUCGGCUCUGGAAGAGUUGGUGGAGCAUUUGGAGCAAGAUCUACCUGUCAGGAGCCAAUAACAUCUCCGAAUGCCCAAGCCGAAUUGAAAACACAACAAACAGAAUCUCCACGCUUCGGAGGUGCAUUUGGAGCAUCCAGAGCUGUCACUUCUCCUCCAUCUGUCGGGAGAGCUUGUGAACCAAUUUCAACUGUCCCAGCUAUCUCUCUGUUUACUCCGGAAACAAAGUCUUCGGAAGUUUCUAUCGGAGGAUCGUUUGGGUCAUCGAGAUCUGAAUCUCCGAGCGUCGGAGGUGCAUUUGGCUCGGAGCCAAUUACAUCGGCGACACUGCAGUCGUCGAGAAUGUCCAUCGGCGGAGCUUUCGGAUCAUCCAGACUUUCGCAGGCUAUCGAUUCUCCACCAUCUGUAGGAGGAUCGUUCGGCGGCAGACAAAAGUCAAUCCCGGAUGUCCCUGAUUUCUCUGUCCCACCACCGGUCAUCGCAAAUCAAUCAUUCGGAGAAUCGCUCGUAAUAGAAGAGACGAAAACAGCCGGAGGAGCAUUCGGAUCAGCCAGAGCGGGAUUCACAAGUAGCAUCACUACGAUCGGCGGGACCUUUGCAUCUCGAACCGAUACUUCAACAUCGGCCUUCGCAAGAUCGCCUGCAUCGAAUGUCUGUCCUUUCGGAAGCGCUGUUUUCAACACACUAUCAGAGUCGCCAAAGCCGUUCGGAGGCGGAUUCAGAUCGAAGGAAAACCAAGACCCUAAUUCGAACCACAGAGGAUUUCCAGUCGGAUCUGCAGAGAAUGUCGGCGGAAGUUUUGGUAGAAGAUUCAAGACACCUGAGCAUUUGGAGCUGAAUUCGGAUGAUGGCACGACUCCAGACUUCGAUAAGGUUUCUGCUGAAUUUCCGAAACCGGAGGAGACGAAUGGUUUGUGGGGAACUACUCAGAAAGCCCCUGCUAACUUCGAUAAAUUGCACGCGUUGCACCUUUUUUUGCAUGUCUAUAGCUUUCCCAAUUAGUUCUGCACAUUCACUUAUUUACCUUACCUCUAACGCCCGCUAACUCUUCUUUUUCAGCACCUUUCAUGUCUGUUCAAUCACCGCCGAUGAGAGGAGGAUUCCAGGGAGGGUUCAGGUGAGAAUAUGAGAGAAUUUAUCUCUGACAAUCAAUGAUUAAUGUUGCAGAGGAGGAAGAGGUUCCGGAGGGCAAAUGGAUUACGGCGGCGCUCAAGGACACUGUCAGUAGUUUUAUUGAUUUCUCCCUGAUCAUUGUGAGCUCGACAGAAGUAUGUCAUUUUCAGCAAUGGGACGAGGGAGAGGACAGCCAACUCAGCCGUUCGUUCCCCAACAGAGAGGGACUCCACCGCCUUUCAGUGGUCACCAACAGUCUCAAACAGUCAUUCCGGUCAGUUUACUUAGACUGUCUCAAAUGAAAUGCUCUCAUUUCAGGAUCCAAAGUACAAGUACACGAAAGCACAAGAAGAAUCCCAUGAAAAGGCACCGAUCCCGGCUGAUAUCGCUCUUCUGAACAAAUACAUUCAAAAGGAAGUGAAAAUGAUGAAGGAUACAGUGGUCGACGUGCAGAGACAGGAUCCAAAGUCGCCACUCUAUUCAAUUUCCUCUUUCCGUGAGCUGCGGCUCAAACCAGAAGUUCUCCAGGCUCUCGACUCGCUCAACUUCCAGUUCCCAACUCGAAUUCAGGAGACUGCACUUCCACUUCUUCUUAUGGAGCCGUAUGCUAUUAAUAUCCGUUUCCAACACAAAUUGUCUGUUCAGGCCUUCUAAUCUGAUUGCUCAAGCUCAAUCUGGAACAGGAAAGACGGCGGCGUUCGUGCUCACAAUGCUCUGCAGAAUCGACGUGAAUCUGAAGUGUCCACAGUGCAUUUGCCUCGCGCCGACUCUAGAAUUGGCAAAGCAGAUUGGAGAAGUAGUGGAGAAAAUGGGAAGGUUCAUGGAGAAUCUGAAUAUUCAUUACGCAAUCAAAGGAGGAAAUAUGGCCGCGAUGAGGGGCCGGAAGCUCACCGAGCAGAUUGUUAUCGGAACUCCGAAAGUUGUAAGUGGAAGAAGUUGGGAAGACAUUUUAUGACUAUGAACACAUCAUUUCAGACUCUCGACUACCUGCAAAAGUACCACUGCAUCGAUCCGAAGAUGAUCAGAUGCUUAGUUCUCGAUGAAGCAGACGUCAUGAUCUACCAUCAGGGAUUCACAGACAUAUCAACUAGUAUCUACAAGUGAGCUGACUUUCUCGUCUUCUUGAAAAACGAAUAAUGUUUUAGUAUGGUCGAAGAGGCUUCCGAUUCGGUUCAAUCUAUGCUGUUCUCGGCCACCUACGACGCGCCAGUCAUCAGUUUCGCCACCAAAAUCAUCAAGAAUGCGAUAGUUGUCAUGUAAGCUUCCGUCCCCAUUCUGUCCUUCUACUUCUUUCACAUGUUUGCUCACGGAUGAGUAAUAUUGUCCCUUCCCAGUAGGAGGUCCCUGCUUCUUCCCCUCAAGCACCAUUGUGUUGUCCUAAAAUCCAAAACAAACUUGCAGGCUGAAACGGGAGGAGCAGGCCCUGCCGAACAUCAAGCAGUUCUACGUGCAGUGCGCGUGCAGAGAUUCCAAAUAUGCGGUGAGUACGAGGUUUGCCGCCUAGCUCACUCCUCCUUUGCAGGCCAUUGUCAACCUGUACAGUGGACUAGCCGUCGCCUCAUCUGUCAUUUUCUGUCACACAAAGGCCAGUGUCAUGUGGUUGUUCGAGAACAUGAAGGCCCGCGGACACCAGGUCGACGUGCUGCACGGAGACAUGACUGUCGUCGAGCGAGCCGAUACGAUCAUCCGAUUCAAGCGCGGCGACUUCAAAGUGCUCAUCACGACAAACGUGUUCGCGCGAGGAAUUGACGUGGCGCAGGUGUCUGUAGUGAUAAACUACGAUCUUCCGAUCAAGUACACCGAAAUGGACACGCCGCUGGUCAUCGACGGGUUCACGCAGCCCGACUGUGAGACCUAUCUGCAUCGCAUCGGAAGAACGGGUCGGUUCGGAAAGACGGGAAUUGCCAUCAACUUCAUUGAUUCGGAAAAUUCGAUGAACAUGAUAAAUGUGCUCGAGAAUCACUUCCGUAAGCUCCGCCCUUUUUUUCAGUUCUCACUAUAACUUUAUGGUUUCAGAAAUGAAAAUCGCUCGAAUGGAUCCGUCGAAUCUGGUGGAAUUGGAAGCGAUCGAAAUGGCAUAA
Molecule: messenger RNA, 4390 nt
Organism: Caenorhabditis sp. 36 PRJEB53466
Lineage: Eukaryota; Metazoa; Nematoda; Chromadorea; Rhabditida; Rhabditidae
Source: the annotation of a GenBank genome assembly